GGUAAGCCGUCAUCAACCCCAUCGUUUGCCUUCGGACCCCAGCAGCUAACGUCGCCCAGGUAUAUACGACUCGCUUACCGUCUCAUUCUCCCGAACGCCGGGACAGCUGUUCCAGCGGAGGAUUUUAAGUAAGGCAGACACGCUCCUCCUCCUCCUCCUCCUCCUCCAACCUUGGGGGCCGUGCCAAUGUUCCCGACUAACACGCGUGGCGCGUACGCGUAGAUGCUUUCCGGAUCCAGAGCCAACUGAUGUUCAGCGACUCGGAGCUCAACUCGGCCAAGACAACGCUGACGAACCUGUACCACGCGUUUUCCGGCACCGCGACCAAGAUGUGGGCCUACGCCCGCUGCCUGCCGCCAUCGAAGCAGCCGCCGGCCGCGCUAGCCAUCCGGACGAUCUCGGACCUGGUCGCCGUCGCCUACCAGAUGCUCGUGUCCAAGACGCGCAAGGCGCGGCACCCGGGCUACGCUUGCGACAUCAAGAGGCUCGAGAUAUGCUGGCUCGUGUACAACGCCUUCCACGCGGUGCUGGCGCGCAAGCAAUCCAACUACGGCGAAACGCUCGCCUGGCUCGGCGUCCAGAUCGGGAAGCUGAGACUUCGGAAGGACAUCCGUCACGGGCGCGUGGUCCAGCUCGUUGCCGGAGGCUGUAUAUAGCAUGGGAGGGAAGCAGGGUGUUAGCCGGCCAUUUUCGUGUUAUCCAUUGUUGUACACUGUGUCUACCGUCCGAUGCCGGCGGGAUGUAUGG
Durotheca rogersii is the source of this 747-nucleotide messenger RNA. RefSeq lists its product as uncharacterized. The record is from RefSeq and is a predicted model, not a curated record. The transcript is spliced from 3 exons. Gene Ontology annotation, molecular function: telomerase RNA binding; telomeric repeat DNA binding. The coding region runs from base 249 to 656 and encodes 135 amino acids. Lineage: Eukaryota; Fungi; Ascomycota; Sordariomycetes; Xylariales; Xylariaceae. Gene Ontology annotation, biological process: telomere maintenance via telomerase. Gene Ontology annotation, cellular component: telomerase catalytic core complex.